AUGGACCCACACUCCGGCUUGCUUUCCCCUCUGUCCCGGGCCUGCUCCCAUCUGGCAGAAAUCUGUAUGGAAGGGGAGAGAAGCCCAUCCCCGCAAGAGCAGGGCAGCGACUCCCCCUUUCCCUGGAGCCUGGUCCCCGACUCCAGCCUCGCUGACCCUGACUGGUUUUGGGAUGAGCACAUCCAAGCAAAGAGGGCCAGAGUGGAGACCAUCGUCCGAGGCAUGUGCCUCUCCCCUGACCCUCUGGUGCCGGGCAAUGUUCGAGCCAGGGACAGCUUGUGCUGCCCAGGGAGGGCCCAGGAGCGGAAGAGGAAGCAGAGCCUUCCCGUGCAGCAAGGCCCUCUGAAGUCUAGCCCAGCCAGGGGCCACGGUAGCAGGAAGGGGGGCCCUCGGGUGAGAGAACAGCUUCAUCUGCUGAAGCAACAGCUGAGACAUCUGCAGGAGCACAUUCUACAGGCUGCCGAGCCCCAGGACACCGCUCAGGGCCCAGGAGGCUCUGAGAAGGGGAGGGGCCCUCUGAGUGUAAAGCAGAAAAAUGGCUGCGGGUCUAGGCCCUGGGCUAUGGACAGUGACCACCACCAGGUUUCCAGUGGGGACCUCUCCGGGGUGGAAAAACACAGAGUGUCUGAGGUCGAAUACCAGUCUGAGGAACCCAGGUUCCUUCGUUCUGCAGCACGGGCUUUGCUGGAGAGUCUGAGGAAAGAAUUGACAGGGGCAGUGUCUCAGGCUGUGGACUCAGUAUUACAAAAGGUGCUAUUGGAUCCAUCAGGCCACCUAACUCAGCUGGGCAGAAGCUUCCAGGGGCUGGUGCCAGAGAGUAAAAGUGAGCCCUCACCUCCUGACGGAGGUGCCUGUAAAGAUCCACUUCCUCUGGCUGCCUUGCCCAGGAGGGCUCAGCCACAGGCUGGGGUCCCAUUGGGAAACUUAUCACUGGUCAAGCCUCUAGAUUCUCCUAGGUACCCUGUCUCUCCAAGAAUGAUCCCCAAACCCUAUCAGGGUCCUCCAGCAAACUGUCCCUUGACUGUGCCUUCCCACAUCCAGGAAAAUCAGAUUCUUAGCCAGCUUCUGGGUCAUGGACCCAACGGUCACUGGAGCAGCUGUCUUCCCCAGGACUCAUCUUCCCAAAGUCACCCCUCCUCAGAGUCUGCCCUGCAACCUUGGGGCGCUGUGAAACUGCGACCGUCGGUUUUGAGCCAGCAGCAGUACCCGCUGCCCUUCACUUCCACCCGUGUGGAAAGACUGCCCCUUCUUCCCUCGGUAAAGAUGGAGCAGGGUGGCCUGCAGGCUGUCACGGAUGCACUUCCUUUUCCUUCUGUCCACAUCCAGGAGGGGCUCAACCCUGGUCACUUGAAGAAGGCCAAGCUAAUGUUUUUCUUCACACGCUACCCCAGCUCCAACCUCCUGAAGGCUUAUUUCCCUGACGUGCAGUUCAACCGCUGCAUCAUCUCCCAGAUGAUCAAGUGGUUCAGCAACUUUCGUGAGUUUUAUUACAUCCAAAUGGAGAAAUUUGCCCGGCAAGCGAUUUCAGAUGGUGUCACAAAUCCCAAGAUGCUGAUGGUUCUCCGCGACUCAGAACUUUUUCGAGCUCUCAAUACGCACUAUAACAGGGGAAAUGACUUUGAGGUCCCAGAUUGCUUCUUGGAAAUCGCCAGCUUGACGUUACAGGAGUUCUUCAGGGCUGUCUCCACAGGGAAAGACUCAGAUCCUUCCUGGAAGAAACCCAUUUAUAAAAUUAUUUCGAAACUGGACAGUGACAUCCCAGAAAUAUUCAAAUCUUCCAGCUAUCCCCAGGAGCUGUUUCGGAAUUAAGAUCCUACAAAGUGAGGAGCAACUGGCCAGGGUUUCCUGGAUUUGUCUUAAAUGGCAGUUAGUAUAGCUGUAGUCAUAUAAAAAGGGCAUAAGGAGAAAUCCCCCAAAUAGGUACUAUUACCACUUCUGAUCAUUUAUUUCCUUUUCCAGAAUCAUCUAGAUGUUAAACCUUAACUAUAAAAUAUAUCAACCAAGUGUAAUGGUAUUGGUAGCAUAUUGUCAAAGGAACACAACAGUUUGGAAAAUUAAAUCUCCACUCCACUGAUUUCAGGUGUCGUGACUCUGCGAACUUGCAGGGUCUCUGC
Ceratotherium simum simum (southern white rhinoceros) is the source of this 2114-nucleotide messenger RNA. The record is from RefSeq and is a predicted model, not a curated record. Lineage: Eukaryota; Metazoa; Chordata; Mammalia; Perissodactyla; Rhinocerotidae.